GCGCGCUCUGGCUCUGUUCAUUCUGCACUGGCUGCUGUCAGCACGCAGAGUCUGAACGGCGAGGCGUAACGCUGUUACUCCACAAAACCGUGUGUUGACACGCUAGACACGAAACUAUCGCUCUGGAUAUCGGACUGUCCUAAAAGCCCAGAUGACGAGCGUUGACCGGGAGCGAAACGGCAGGACUACAAAUUCUCUCUGGACUGCAAGAGCUGUGUUGUGGUAGAGCUGGACUCAAAAUAAACAGGUGGCUUUUACAUUGGUUUCUUAAACAUCUGAUUCUGGCCGGGAAAGCAAGAUAAAGACACAGAGAGAGGGUUGAACAUCUGCUGAACACAUCAGUGGAAGGCUGUCACCAGGUGGGCUGUAUGCUGUGGCUUUGGAGACGGAGCCAGAGGACUUCUUUAUGCCCACAGGCCCCGGCUGUCCAAAGGGGGGAUGAUCUGGAGUGCUGCACAUAGGCCUAUCAUUAGGCCGUCGGGGCCCAUGCUAAGGAAUGGAUAGUUUUGCUGCUAAAUGUAACUUCCCUUUAACUAUGGGUCAACGGAUUGGUAUGAAAAUCCUUUUUUUCCUUGGAAUCAGCUAAAGCAGCAGUUGAUGCAAAGCAACUUUUAUUUGUUUUUUAGGAUUUAUAUAAUUUGAUGUUUUAUAUAAAUGUGUCUACAUAGCAUUUAUUGUUUUUAGGUGGCUAGCGUUAUAUUACAAAGCAGACUUUUGAACAAACAAAGACCAUGGCGGCUACCUAUCGCAUUGUGGUCAGCAGUAUUAACUGUUAUAACAGUGUUGUGAUUGACCGUCGUGUCCAGCACACUGUACACUACUGUAAUGGGCCCUGUGGUGCACUAAAACAUGGACUGAACUGCACAGUGGCUCACCGCAGCACUUGUGCUGAACUUCUUGAUAACCCCAUAUCUAGAACCUGCUCUGAUCGGCCCAUCAGCCUUCAUGAGUCCAAAACGAUGGAGAAUGGCAGCACCGGAGCUGGUGCUUUCUGCGACGACUACCACCAGGUCAUUCCCAGAGUUAAGAAAGGAUCUGCCAUCCAAAGCUCCGCAAGCCUCAAGGAUAUUACAGGGGAAGCCAUCAACCUAGCCAGUGGAAAAAUCAAGGAGUUUUCAUUUGAGAAAAUCAAAUACUCUUCCAGCCAUGUGACUUUCAGAAAGGGACGAAAGGUUCGGCCAGACUCCUUCAGCAGGAGGUCCACUGAUCUAGACAUCAUCUAUGGCCAGUUCACAGGCAAUGAUGAGAACUGUCCUCCUUUUGGCCUGUUUCAGAAAUCUGUACUCGAGGAGCAUAAGCUAAGCCGCAGCGCAUCCCUAGAGCAGAACCUGAACAAUGUGGCUACUCUCUACCUUAACAGCCUCACUGAGGAGAACCUAAUUACCCGUAUACUAGAGAAGACCAAGGCAGACAGCAGUGCUUCAGGAGAAGACAUUAAAGCCUGUUUAGACAUUCUCCUCAAGUGCUCGGAAGAUCUGAAGAAGUGCACGGACAUUAUCAAACAGUGCAUCAAAAGGAAGUCAAUGGGUGGAAGCAGUGACGACUCUGGGAACCCUGAAGUCAUUUAUAAAAAUGUGAUGGCUCGUCUCUCCAACUACCUGAAGAGGCUUCCUCUUGAGCUGGAACAGGGGCAAAGUGUAAGGCAGGAGCACAGCGAGCUUGCUGAACUAGUCAACAGCAUACACGGGCUGCAGCAAAUCCCUUUCUCCCCCAUCUUUGGCAAUGAGCAACCUCCACGCUAUGAGGAUGUUGUUCAGUCUCCUCCACCCACAAAGCCUCGGAUGAAACCCUCCCAGCCAGAAACUCCAGAAAGCUCUAGGGAUCUUGCAAGCAAUGUGAAACCCAUUCAGAGCCCCUCUGGUUUGUCAGCACGUACACCUCCAUCAACUAAUGGCUUCCCGCAUGGCAGCUUGCCUUCGGCCUCCAGUAGCGGUUCAGCGCCUUAUAUCUGCCACCACACAGUCUCAACAAGCCGACCAGACACAUUUUCUUCCACAAACUCUCUCUUGUCUAGCAGUAGUGAAAGCCUCUGUAAGGAUGCCAUGGAGGCUCUGUAUAUCGAGGAAGAGGAUUCUGAUUUGGGAAGGAUGCCGGACAGGGCAGUUAAAGGGGAUGGGAAGCACACCUGUAGUAUUUCGGAGUCCAGACCAUUCUCUAAAAGACCCACUGGCUAUUCUGAGCCUAGUGGUGGCAUUUCAGAUAAACUUCAUGAACUUAGCAGAAAUGGAACUGUGUUCAAGCCUAAAAACGACUCAAUGGUCAACCAGAUGUACUUGCCAAAAAGCACAGACUCCAGACUGUUCCCUAGAUCAACCUCACAUGUUAAUAAAGGGGGAUCCGACGACAUUGAUAAAUUGCUGAUGGACCUAGAGUGUCUUUCCCAGAACAUGCAAAAAGAGCCUCCCCUGCCCCCUAAACUUAAAAACUGUGGCCAGCAGACAAGUCCCCCCCACCAUUUGAUUAGUAACUCUGUGGCUAAAGAUCUCCCAGUGGCAAGUCUGUCUGGACCCUCGGUUUCUAAGACCUCAGAGACAGGGGUUGAGACCACCGAAGAAGAUGAUGGAGCUCUGCUUCUCAGGAUUCUUGAGAGUAUUGAGAGCUUCGCUCAGGAGCUGGUGGAGAGUGGGGCUGGGAGAGGAACUCAGUCUAAGGAGCGAGAGGUCAUGCGUCUUCUGCAGGACACGCUGGCCAGCACCAAAGCGGAAGUGGCUCCACUGCCUGUACCUCCGUCUGAGACCACAUCUACACCAGCACAAACACCUAAAUGCACACCUGCCCCAACACUCUCAAGUGCACCUGCUGCAGUGCAGACCCCGGCUUCAACUGGAAGAGACACAGGUUCAACACUUCUCAUUCAACAGAUACCUGAAGUCAUCAGGAUCCAGCCUGAGAAGAAACCUGGAACACCUCCUCCAACUCUAGCACCUGCACCCUCUUCGCCAACCCCACGGCCGCCCAGCCCUCCGCCAGCCAAAGUAGUGGUCACUCCCCCACCCUCCUCCAUAAACAUUCCACGCUUCUACUUCCCCAAAGGCCUUCCAAACUGUGCAGCCAACUAUGACGAGGCCAUUGCCAAAAUCGAGGCGGCCUUCACAGAGUUUGAGGAGGAGAAAGCUGACAUUUAUGAAAUGGGGAAGAUAGCAAAGGCUUGUGGGUGUCCCCUCUAUUGGAAAUCACCAAUGUUUAUUUGCGCUGGUGGAGAGAGGACAGGUUUUGUUUCUGUUCACUCAUUCAUUGCAACAUGGAGAAAGUUAUUACACAGCUGCUAUGAUGAUGCAUCCAGGUUUAUUUACUUGCUGGCCAAACCAGGCUGCAGUUACCUGGAACAAGAAGAUUUCAUCCCUCUGCUACAGGACAUCGUGGACACUCAUCCAGGGCUGACAUUUUUAAAAGAUGCUCCUGAAUUCCAUUCCCGGUACAUCACAACAGUGAUUCAAAGAAUAUUUUACACAGUUAAUCGCUCUUGGACAGGCAAAAUCAACAUGACAGAGCUCAGGAGAAGCAACUUCCUUCAGACUCUCGCUUUGCUGGAAGAGGAGGAUGACAUCAAUCAAAUCACAGAUUAUUUCUCUUAUGAGCACUUCUAUGUCAUUUACUGUAAAUUUUGGGAGCUGGACACUGACCAUGACCUCUUCAUCGACCCCAAGGAUCUGGCUAGGUACAAUGAUCAUGCCUCAUCAAGCAGAAUAAUUGAGAGGCUGUUCUCAGGAGCUGUCACAAGGGGAAAUUCGGUGCAGAGAGAAGGGAGAAUGAGCUAUGCUGAGUUUGUCUGGUUCCUCAUUUCAGAGGAGGACAAAAAGAAUCCCACAAGCAUAGAGUACUGGUUCCGCUGUAUGGAUAUGGAUGGAGAUGGUGUUCUGUCCAUGUUUGAACUGGAGUUUUUCUAUGAGGAGCAGUGUGAACGUAUGGAGGGGAUGGGCAUUGAACCACUGCCUUUCCAGGAUCUCCUGUGCCAGAUGCUGGACUUAGUUAAACCAGAAUGCCCAGGUAAAAUUACUCUUCGAGAUCUGAAGCGCUGCAGGAUGGCACAUAUAUUCUAUGACACAUUCUUCAAUCUGGAGAAGUACCUGGACCAUGAGCAGAGAGAUCCCUUUGCAGUGCAGAAGGAUUUGGAUAGUGACGGUCCAGAACCCUCCGACUGGGACAAGUAUGCUGCCGAAGAGUAUGAGAUUCUUGUGGCAGAGGAGACGGCCAAUGAACAGCUACGAGAGGGAUCUUUCGACGACGAUUACGAGUCCGAUGAGCUCACGGUCUCCUCAGACAUUGGAAAUAAAAUGGAUAAGCUGGUCAUAUCUGAUUUAUCGGCAUAAGCCGCCGUUUUUGUCUACACACCAUGACGUCGAACGGAUAACCACCAUGCCAUAUUUUCCCUCAUUCAUUAAAAAGGGAAAAAAACAAACAUUUUUUUCUACAUUUCAUUAAGGACAUUUGUGUGUGUGUGCAUGUGUGCAAUAGAACUAAUUCUAAAACCAAAAGGCUUCAGACACCCACAAAAAAGGCUUUAUGUGCAAUAUGUCUUAACAUGUAAAUGUAAAACUCAUUGUUUUUCACUCUCUUACCGAUAGUCACAUCCACUCCCCUCAAACUAAACUGCCGGCUGGUUCCAUCCACCCUUCACAAAGACUUUGAUGUGAAACAAAAGGACUUUUUAGUAACUUUAGGAAGAGUUUAGAAUGUGCUUUAAUGUGAGUGAAACCAUAUGUAAUGCUGCCAUAUAUUUUUAAAGGGCGGGGAGGGAAAACUAGAGAGACUUUAUACUUGUGUGGCACGUAACUCACCGAAACUAGUUCUCUCGGACUAAAUCAUGAGAUCAGCACAUGUCCGAUGCUAUGCUGUGUUGCACAUGUUUAAGGGACGGUGUUGCUCCCAGUGGUCACUGAUGGUAUUGCAUGUUAUUGCUUAAAGAAAAGACAAAGUUGUGACUUUUACAGUGUUUGAACUUAAGACAGCAAACCUCCAUUUACAUAUUUCCAGACGAACUGACCAGGACAAUCUAAGACUUGAAAGUGCUUUUUGGAAAUGUCCUUUCUCAGAUAUAGAAUAAUGUGUUCAAAUGGUCAUAUCUUUUUCAAAAAAUGUAAACAUGAAAAAUAUAUAUAUAUAUAUAUAUAUAUAUAUAUAUAUAUAUAUAUAUAUAUAUAUAUAUAUAUAUAUAUAUAUAAUCAUCAUGCUUUUCAUCUUCUGUGUACAGAGACAUUUGUCCUAUACCAUUAUGUAUGUAUUUAAUUCACCUGUAAUCAUGUAAAGACAACUGUAAAGCACUAUUUAUUUGGCUUGGGCAUUGUUAUUUUGCUGUUUCAUAUUAUACAGAAGACCACAGUCCUUCUGACCCCUGGUUGACCACUCAAUCAAAAUUCAGUGCUCGUGUAUUCUCUUCUACCGUUAACUCGUGCAAUGUACGACGAAUUGGAGUUGCAAAAAUAACCAUCUCAAAUCUGUUCAUUCAUUGGUCAGUCAGCUAGUCCCGCCCCAAACACCACAGAGCUACAUUGUUUACAGGGAAACCAACUUACGCUUGCUUAUACUUCUCUGCCAUUAAACUUGGAAUCGGAGAAAGUGUUUAUUAGCUAUCCAAAAUGACACAAUUCAGCUUUAACAAGUGACUGUUUCAGUGUUUUACAAAUGUCUCUCUGUGUGCUUGAAGGCCAAACCUCCCUCCACUCCGUCACACUCUUUGGUUUAUGUAAUUAGUGUAAUAUAUUUAUAUAUGUGAAGUGGUUUUGUUUGUUUUUGUUUGGCCAGCCAUUUUCAUGGUUUACCGGUAGCUUUUUCUUGUACUGUAGUUUAGCUCUUUUUUUGACCUAGGACAUUUAUUUUAUAUAGCCACUGUAAAUGUCUUUGUAUUUUAUUUUUCCCAUGUGACUGACUCUGCCACUGAGUGGUAGGGGAUGUUUAAAUUAUGAUAUAUCUCUAACUGCCAGUGUUAUAUAUUGUGCAUUAAGCUGAGUGGGCAGGGGCUUUAUGAAGGAAUUCAAUAUGAAUUCAUUGACAGGUGACAAUCAACUGGACAUGUUUCUGCAAUUAAUGACAUGCAAGUAGCACUUCUUAGAAAAAAACAAAAAACCUAAAAAAAAACAGAGCAAUACAACUGCUGUAGUGUGUUACACUUUUAUCAGGACUAUUAGAUAUUCAGAUAAAAACACAAAGCUGAAACUAAACUUGACUAAUGCUACAAUCCUGGUUCGUUUUUUUUUUUUUUCACUAGCACAUUGACGCUAUGCAAAUCUGAUCUUCUGGACAGCUAUUGGCAGCUACAGAAGCUGUAAACAACAAAACUUGUUAGUGUGCGACUUUUUCUUUUCUUUUUAUCUUUUUUUUGUGUUUUAUAUCUUUCCACGUGUUUUUUUUUUUUUUUUUUUUUUUUGGACUUGAUAUGUCUUGUUUGCAGACGGUGAAAGAUGGAACUUAAGUGGCGUGAUCUCUUAAGUGCUCUGAUGAGAUGGCUCUGGUGUUCGCAUGAAUUUUCCCUUUUUUUUUCUUUUGGAAAAUUAUGAAAACAAAUAAAAAUGUCAACUCAU
Puntigrus tetrazona (Sumatra barb) is the source of this 6518-nucleotide messenger RNA. RefSeq names its product protein phosphatase 2, regulatory subunit B'', alpha (gene ppp2r3a). Gene Ontology annotation, cellular component: protein phosphatase type 2A complex. Gene Ontology annotation, molecular function: protein phosphatase regulator activity; calcium ion binding. The record is from RefSeq and is a predicted model, not a curated record. Gene Ontology annotation, biological process: protein dephosphorylation. Lineage: Eukaryota; Metazoa; Chordata; Actinopteri; Cypriniformes; Cyprinidae. Bases 732 to 4310 code for a protein of 1192 amino acids. The transcript has 15 exons.